UUUGCCACAACAGAAGUCCUCAAUUUCAGCUUCAAUGCGGUCCCUUCCCUCCAGAUCAACUUCUCUGAACUGGAUUCUCUUUUCUACUUGGACAUAACAAGGUGUCAGAUCAGCUGGGAGUAUGAUGGUGCCUUUCCCAGCAACAGGCAGCUGAAGACAGUAAUUCUGACCAGAAACCUGCUCAUGUUUCUGUCUGCCACAGCAUUUGCUGGCCUAUAUUCCCUGGGGCAUCUUUAACAGACAGGAAUAACAAGUAUGUUCUUUAUUCCAAUGACAAAUCUUGGCAAUCUUAGGUAUCUUCAUUUGGGCAGCAACCACAUCUCCUCACUGCAGCUUCCUCCCAACUUUCCCACACGACACCUCACACUCCACUUUCACAUUAACAACACACAAGCAAUCUCAGCAGAAGGUGUCCAAGCUCUGCAGAAGAACAGACGCACACCUCUCAUCCUUAAAGGCAAAGACAUUCCCUACACUGAACCUGGAUCUUCUCAGUCACAUUUCUACAGUUUGGACUUAGUGAGCUGUGCUGACAUCCCUGGGGCCCUGGUGGGGAUCCAGGACUCCACAGCUCAGACCUUUUGGCUGGGAACAUUUUAUGGCGUGGAAAAGGAGCCCUACAUAACCCCAGAUAUUUCACAAGGCCUCUGUAGUGUCUCUGUCAAGGGUCUCUAUCUGCAGUUAUGGCACCUCAGAAAUCUAAAUGCUGACACAUUUCAGAGCUUAACCAGGCUCCAAAAGCUGGACCUAACCCAACCCCACAUCCAUGCACUGCCCCCUGCCAUCAGUGGCAUGAGCUUGCUGGAGGAGAUGGUUCUCAAUGCAAGCUGCUUUGAGCAGCCCUACACCAGCUCUGCUGCCUUCCCCUCCCUCACCCACCUCCACAUCCAGGGAAACUCACAGGUUCUGCAGCCAGGCUCUGGCUAUUUGGAGAAACUGGCAAAGCUUCAACAUAUAGAUUUAAGCCAGAGUCACUUAGAAAGUUGAUGCUCUAGCGAAGCGCUGAGAGCUUUGAGCAGACUUUGUUAGCAGAAUCUGAGCCACAACAUACACCUCCAUCUCCAGGAAUGCUCAUAGGACAGUGCUAGCCUAGAGCUGCUUCACUUACCCUUCACUCCUCUCUAUGUCAACACCUUACAGAGCCCUUUCCAAAAUCUCCAUCUCUAGCAAGUGCUAGAUGAUCUUUCCUCAUCCCACAUUAAUACCAGCAUUCAGCAUGUCUUUCAAGGUUUGAACCUCAUGUUCUUGGACCUUAGUCAAAAUAACUUUGAUUUGGGGAUCAUGCCAAAGGACAAACUGUUCCAACUACUAUCCAGUUUAGAGGUGCUAAUCCUGAAUGCAUCCUGUGAACUAACAUCAGUAGAUAACCAAGUAUUUCACAACCUCAGGAAGUUACAGCAUGUAGAUCUGAAUUACAACAAGUUUACUGCAUUCAGCACAGAUGCAUUUUCAAAUCCCAAGAGUAUCAAUCUCAGUUGUGUCCAUAACAGGACGCACACUGUAUCAAAUGUCCAGCUAGUGCCCCUAGAUGGCCACUUGAUAAUCAAUUUAAGCUACGACCUUCUGGACUGCGCCUGCUCUAAGAUUGAUUUAAUCACUUAGUACAAGCAAUAUCUGAAUAAAAUUGAAGACCCUGAAAGAACAAGGUGCUCUGAACUUAAAUUUCUAGCUGGGUUCAGCUGGCCACCAUCUGACUCUCCUGUGGGAAGGACACAUCAGGAAUCAUUGCAGUUGUUUAUCCUGUAG
Melozone crissalis (California towhee) is the source of this 1746-nucleotide messenger RNA. It is a transcript of the gene CD180, whose product is annotated as CD180 molecule. The record is from RefSeq and is a predicted model, not a curated record. Gene Ontology annotation, molecular function: protein binding. Gene Ontology annotation, biological process: B cell proliferation involved in immune response; positive regulation of lipopolysaccharide-mediated signaling pathway; cellular response to lipopolysaccharide. NCBI's taxonomy places the organism in Eukaryota, Metazoa, Chordata, Aves, Passeriformes, Passerellidae. Gene Ontology annotation, cellular component: extracellular matrix.